Molecule: messenger RNA, 1355 nt
Organism: Macadamia integrifolia
Lineage: Eukaryota; Viridiplantae; Streptophyta; Magnoliopsida; Proteales; Proteaceae
Product: U1 small nuclear ribonucleoprotein C
Exons: 7
Coding region: 271-957 (228 amino acids)
Biological process (GO): mRNA 5'-splice site recognition; spliceosomal snRNP assembly; mRNA splicing, via spliceosome
Cellular component (GO): nucleus; U1 snRNP
Molecular function (GO): zinc ion binding; pre-mRNA 5'-splice site binding
Source: RefSeq, a predicted model, not a curated record
GCUGAUCUGCUUACUCGGGGCUUCCCAUUCUGCAACUAGGGUUUAUCCUUCUUAUUUUCUCGCCCGAGCUACGGUUUUUCACUGGUUACCAUCGCCAUUUACCUUCGGCCUCAUUGCAAUUCCCGAGAAUCGCUUUCUAGCUCCAAUAUUGACCUGCUUAUUGUUUUAUUCGAUUAAGAAUUGAUAAUGUAUCGGUGAUCAAGCUGUUUGAGUAUUGGAAGUUCAUAAGCAAGCCAACUCAUUGUAGGUUGCUGAAUCUGGCUGCUAACCAUGCCUCGAUACUACUGUGAUUAUUGCGACACCUACCUGACACACGAUUCUCCUUCUGUUAGAAAGCAGCACAAUGCAGGCUAUAAGCACAAGGCAAAUGUGCGGUCCUAUUAUCAACAAUUUGAGGAGCAACAAACUCAAAGUUUGAUUGACCAGAGGAUCAAGGAACAUCUUGGGCAGACUGCAGCAUAUCAGCAAGUUGGUGCAGCAUACAACCAACAUGUCACUUCUUUGCAAGCUCAGAGGCCCCGGCUCCCUAUUCUACCAACACCAGCAAAUGCCCCAUUGAUCCCAGGGAUCAGACCUCCUAUUUUGCCAAGACCUGUUAUUGGUGCCCCAGGUUAUGGGACUGCUCCAAAUAUGCCAUCGAUGAUGGGGCCACCUAGUGCAACUUCCUUACCCAUGCAAGUAAAUGGUGUGCCAAGGCCUCCAAUGCUGAAUCCCCCAACAACAGUGCCUGGGAGCUCGGUGGCACCGACUUCCAUUAGUCCCCUUUCUAUGAUUACACCGCCUAUGUAUCAAAAGAAUCCAACAACACCAACCAGUGUAGGCUUUGAUAGUUUUAACAUGAAUGCUGCUUCCAGUUUGCAGAGAACAACUGCUCUUGGAACUACUGCUCCUUCAACUGCCCCUACUGAUUCACAGGAUGGAUUUACUUACUCUCAAGCUUCCGAGGCUGGUCACUAGUCAAAUGGAUAUCUGAGUGGAGCAUCAGGGCUGGGUUUCCUCAUCCACUGUGCAUGACCCAUGGUUUUCAACUAUAUCAACUAUGAUUCAAGCUUGUGAAUUGUUGCUGAUCAUUGCGGAUGGAAUAUUGUGGAUUGUGAAACAUACAAUGUAUAUAACUUGAAUUCUAAAGGAUAGAAGUUUGGGAAGUUACUUUCAUUUGGGGAGAGAGAAAAUAUGUAUCUGAACUUAUUGGCUUCUACCUAUAGGUACUAAUGGAUAGGAGUACUGGUAGUUUGCAAUUUCAAAUUUGCAAAGGCAAACUGAAACCGGCAUCUAUGGAGAUUUAGUGGAUACAUGAACAUAAGCUCUCUAUGGAUAUGGGUAAUUGGGAGUUCAAUUACAAAUUUUUCUUUUUC